AUGUAUAAGGAUAACGUGGAGAAGAAGAUCAAAGAGAGGGACCUUCAAUUCCCAAAUGAAUGGUUGAUCUCUUCAGAUAGACUUCCAAAGGAUCAUGAUAUUUCGCAAUUUAUUAAGUCUUCAAAUUUACUUAGUGAUGUUGAAGUAGAGAUCACAGAAUCAACAUCUUCACACAUUCUUUCUUCAAUAAAAUCCCAAAAAUGGUCAGCCUUACAAGUUAUUACAGCAUUUGCGCAUAGGGCAACAAUUGCUAAUCAACUUGUGAAUCCAUUGAGUGAAGAAUUGGACCAAUUACUACAGGAAACAGGAAAGUUGAAAGGGAAGUUACACGGUCUACCGAUUUCAUUCAAAGAUGAAUUCAAUAUUAAAGGACAAUAUUCAACUAUUGGUCUUGUAUCUUUCAUAUCAAACCCACCAGCUUCUCAAGACUCACCAAUUGUGAAAAUUUUAAGAAAUGAAGGUGCAAUUUUCUAUGUUAAGACUAAUGUUCCAAUAGGUGCUUUUAACAUUGUCACAUUCAACAAUAUUUUUGGGAAGACUCUCAAUCCUUUCAAUAGAUGUUUGGCAUCGGGUGGUUCGUCCGGUGGUGAAGCUGCUCUAGUUGCCAUGAAGGGGUCCCCAUUAGGUAUUGGUUCUGAUCUUGGAGGAUCUGUUAGACAACCUUCUAGUUUCCAAAAUUUGUUUGCACUGAAACCAUCAUCACUAAGAUUCCCACACAAGAAUACCUCAAUUGUUUCAGGAUUAGAAUCAUUGAAUGGAACCAAUGGGCCUUUAAGUACCGAUAUCGAUUCUUUGAAAUUGUAUGCUCAAGUCAUCGUCAAGAGUAAACCAUGGUUACAAGACUUCAAAGUGGUCCCACUAGAGUGGAAGGAACUUGAUCUUUCUUCUGAAAAACUAAGGUUUGGUGUUUUGAUCGAUGAUGGGGUUUUAAGGCCUACAGCUCCUGUUAAAAGAGCUUUGGAUACAGUUAUGGCACAAUUGAAGAAGGCUGGACAUGAAGUUGUUAUUUGGGAAGCUGAAGAUAUCAGUGAAAUAGCUCAAUUUGCUAAUAAAUUUAUGACAGCCAGUGGCAAUAAAAAGCUGGUGGAAGCUAUUGAGGAAUCUGGUGAACCUUAUCCAAUAUUACAGACUAUGAAAGACAUGCCAGAUAUUCCUACCUCUACAAUUUGGGAAUGGCAAGAACAGAGAUCUAAUAAAGUGAAUGAGUUCUUAGCCAAAUGGAAUAGAUUGAAUCUUGAUGGUUUGAUUUCUCCAGUUACGGCUUUAGCAGGUACUGAUUUUGAAAACUUUGUUGAUGUUACUUAUUCUCCAUUGCCUAAUGUUUUGGAUUUCCCAGCAGGGGUAUUCCCUGUUUUAAGAGCAGAUGCUAAUAUUGAUGAACCCUUAGAUAUCAAACCUAGAAAUGAAACUGAAAAGAAAGUCCAUUCAAAUUAUUCACCAGAAGCUAUCAAUGGUGGCUGCGUUGGACUGCAAGUUAUUGGCCGUAAAUAUGAGGAAGAAAAAGUUAUUGAGAUGGUGAGGUUGAUUUCCACUACAAUUGGAACAAUAGAUUACUGGAAAUAA
Hansenula anomala is the source of this 1563-nucleotide messenger RNA. RefSeq lists its product as uncharacterized. Lineage: Eukaryota; Fungi; Ascomycota; Saccharomycetes; Phaffomycetales; Wickerhamomycetaceae. The record is from RefSeq and is a predicted model, not a curated record. The transcript is spliced from 2 exons. Bases 1 to 1563 code for a protein of 520 amino acids.